AUGGACGGUGCCAGCGUGCUCGCAAAAUGUCUCAAAGAGCAGGGCGUGGAGUACAUGUUCGGUGUGGUUGGCUUUCCAAUCAUCGAAGUUGGAGUGGCUGCUCAAAGCGUUUUGGGAUUAAACUCACCUCUAGCUGCGAACGCAAAAGUAAAGCUGAAACCGGUUCACGCAGGCUUGGCAAUCAGUACAGCUUGUUAUGCAGCUCAAGCAAUGGGUUACCUGACAAGGAAGCCCGCAGUUUGCCUGGUAGUAUCGGGUCCAGGUCUGCUACAUGCCAUUGGAGGUCUUGCCAACGCGACUGUGAAUUGCUGGUGA
Molecule: messenger RNA, 315 nt
Organism: Cooperia oncophora
Lineage: Eukaryota; Metazoa; Nematoda; Chromadorea; Rhabditida; Trichostrongylidae
Source: the annotation of a GenBank genome assembly